UUUCUCUGGGGCUGCCCUAGGUGGUGCCAGCCACUUCCACGCUCCCUCCGCCGCCCUCUGCCCCUCAGGUCGGAUGGGGACAGGCUGGGGCCACCAGCCAGCUCCAUGGACAGGGACCCUGCCUCUGCUCACCUUCCAGCUUCGGAAAGAAAAGAGAAGCCUGUGUUGAUUUGUGUUUGGAAGCUCCUACCCCCUCCUAAACUUCCAGGGGCAGAGAAAGUGAUUCAACCUUGGAUUGGCUCUAGAAGAAGGGACAGAAAGAGCCCAGAACAUCCCCCCAGAUGUUCCAGCUGUGACUUCUCCCCGGCCCCUUGAUGGGAACGCCUGAAAGGCCCUCCACUGGCUGGAUGCACAAGGAAGCAGAGAUGUGGAUCGGUCCCCAGCUGGAUGAGAAGGGCAGGGGGUGGAGGCUGGGAGGUGGGAGCACUGCCCCUGUACCCCUCCCCCCAGCCCUGUCCUUCCUCCUCCUCCUGCCAUUGGCCAGCGCCCUACAGCCCUCUCCACUGCCCUUUCCAGAGCUGAGGCUGGUGGGGGGCCCGACCCGCUGCCGGGGGCGCCUGGAGGUCCUGCAUGGCGGCUCCUGGGGCAGCGUCUGCGACGACGACUGGGACGUGGUGGAUGCCAACGUGGUGUGUCGUCAGCUGGGCUGUGGCCUGGCGCUGCCUGUGCCGCGGCCCCUCGCCUUUGGCCAGGGCCGAGGCCCCAUCCUGCUGGACAACGUGGAGUGCCGCGGGCAGGAAGCCGCGCUGAGCGAGUGUGGCAGCCGGGGCUGGGGUGUCCACAAUUGCUUUCACUACGAGGACGUGGCUGUCCUGUGUGAUGAAUUCUUGCCCUCGCAGCUCCCAACAAGGAAGAUGCCAACCAGCAGAGUACCCUCUACAACUCUUCAGAACGGGAAAGGUGAGGGCAGCGUGCGCCUGGUGGGGGGCGCGAACCCCUGCCAGGGCCGAGUGGAGAUCCUGCACGGCGGCCUGUGGGGCACGGUGUGCGACGACGACUGGGGGCUGCCGGACGCCGCCGUGGUCUGCCGCCAGCUGGGCUGCGGGGCGGCCUUGGUCGCCACCACCAACGCCUUCUUUGGCUUCGGUACCGGGCACAUCCUGCUGGACAACGUGCACUGCGAAGGCGGCGAGCCCCGCCUCGCAGCCUGCCAGAGCCUGGGCUGGGGCGUGCACAACUGCGGCCACCACGAGGACGCGGGUGCGCUCUGCACAGUUCUGGGACCCCCCACUUUUACAGCACUGCCACCCUCGGCCACAAGAGACUACUGGGCCUGGCACACAGAUCCAGCCGGUAAAGAGCCCAGCUCUCCUGGCGGGAAUGGUAGGGGCAAGCCAGGCCCAGAGGAGCUGGGACUGCAAGUCCAGCAGGAUGGUUCUGAGACCACCCGGGUGCCCACGCCUCGGCCUAGGGACGGGCACCUACGUCUGGUCAAUGGAGCCCACCGAUGUGAGGGGCGUGUAGAGCUCUUCCUGGGGCAACGAUGGGGCACUGUCUGUGAUGAUGCUUGGGACCUGCGGGCAGCCGGUGUCCUGUGCCGCCAGCUGGGCUGUGGCCAGGCCCUGGCAGCCCUCGGUGAGGCUCACUUUGGCCCGGGUCGAGGCCCCAUCCUUCUGGACAAUGUCAAGUGCCGUGGGGACGAGAGUGCAUUACUGCUCUGCUCUCACAUCCGCUGGGAUGCCCACAACUGUGACCACAGUGAGGAUGCCAGUGUGCUGUGCCGGCCCUCAUGACCCAGCCCACUCUGCAGACCACCUCUUCUCCGGGGAGCCUACUGGGACCUGCCCUUCCUCUUCCAGGAAGCCCUCCUCUUGUGACUACUGCAGUUCACGUUGCCCCUCCCUCCCCUUGCCUGGGAGAGAG
This is a messenger RNA of Carlito syrichta (Philippine tarsier), 1863 nucleotides long. It is a transcript of the gene SSC4D, whose product is annotated as scavenger receptor cysteine rich family member with 4 domains. The record is from RefSeq and is a predicted model, not a curated record. The transcript is spliced from 9 exons. Gene Ontology annotation, cellular component: membrane. The coding region runs from base 315 to 1733 and encodes 472 amino acids. NCBI's taxonomy places the organism in Eukaryota, Metazoa, Chordata, Mammalia, Primates, Tarsiidae.